Messenger RNA from Spodoptera exigua (beet armyworm), 2368 nucleotides. The record is from the annotation of a GenBank genome assembly. Lineage: Eukaryota; Metazoa; Arthropoda; Insecta; Lepidoptera; Noctuidae.
AGUAGCAAAAUUGAACGCAGUACUUGAACGGGAAAAUAGGCUGACGGGAAAAAGAUGUCGUGUUGUCUCUUUCAAAAAUCUUUCAAGUCCCGAAAUCAAUGUCAUGUCAUGUCAUGUCAACAAAUGAAAUAGGAAUGGAACUCGUGUCGCGUUCCAAUACUUCAAUAUUUUGAAAAGUGGCAGUAGGUAUAAAAGGAUCUUAUUUUCCUCUUUCCAGAAUGGAAUUGUUGUUUAUAUGGGAGUUGUCACUGAGAGAAUGAGAGGUGAAAUCGACAUGAAUGAAACAAUAACUGAAACUAUUCAAGAGUGACGGUUGUUAUUCAGUCCAAUCAACAAUAGGUCGCAUUCAGUCCAUACAAUAAAUCAGCAGAAAAGCAAUAAACUAACAGAAUGUCCAGUGUUUAAUUUAAUAUUUAUGAAUUAAAAAGUUUAUUGCCCAGUGAAAAAACGAUGCUACAUAAAAACGGUUACUGGUCGCUACUAUGUCGGGGACGUAAGAAAAAGAUAGUGGUUCUUACAGUUAUAUUAGUACUAUUGUUAAAUUGUUUCUUUUAUGUUAGUCUUGAGCUCUAUAAUACUAUUAAGAGAAAAGAAAAAGAACCAUGGUACAACAGCUUACAUUUUGAUAAAAACUCUUAUGUGGACGAAAGUGGAAUGCGAGUUAUAGUUGGACAUUAUGUAGGAGGUACAAACGGUGGCAAUUUAUCUGAAGAAGUAAUUAACAAAAACAAUUAUGCGCCCGUUCCCGGGGCUGGCGAAGGAGGGCGACCAGUACAGUUGUCACAGCGGGAGCUCAUCACUGCCCGGGAGCUGUAUUCACUUCACUCGUACAACAUACUCGUUAGUGACAAGAUAUCUAUCAAUAGAAGUCUACCGGAUAUGCGAAGUGAGAAUCCAUAUUAUUGUUUCAGAUGUAAAGAAGUGCACUUUGACCUAGACAAUCUGCCUACAGCGACAGUGAUCAUCGUGUUUCAUAAUGAAGCGUGGUCUACACUCAUGCGGACCGUCAUGUCGGUGCUGAUACGAUCACCAUCCACAUUAUUGCAACAAAUAAUACUAGUAGAUGACGCGAGCGACAGGAAAUAUCUCUUCGAAGAGUUAGACGAAGCUGUGGCGAAGUUGGAUAAAGUGAAGAUACUUCGGAACCCUGAGAGGAAAGGGUUGGUGGGGGCGCGGCUGAUGGGAGCGAGACAGGCUACUGGAGAUGUACUUGUCUUCCUUGAUGCGCACUGUGAGGUGACAAUAGGAUGGCUGGAACCAUUACUAGACCGCGCAGGCAGCGAUGACGUCUUCAUUUGUCCUCAUAUAGACCUCCUGUCUGAAGACACCUUAUCAUACGUGAAGAGUAUUGACGCUCAUUGGGGAGCGUUUAGCUGGAGACUGCAUUUCCGAUGGUUAGUACCUAGUGGUGAAGUGCUUAAAAAGAAGUCAGAAAACCCUUCGAAACCGUACCCCACACCAGCUAUGGCUGGUGGACUUUUUGCAGUCAGAAAAAGUCUUUUCUGGCGUCUCGGUGGUUAUGACGAGGGCAUGGUAAUUUGGGGGGCAGAGAAUUUAGAACUAUCAUGGCGAGCCUGGCAGUGUGGAGCCAGGGUAGAAAUAACAUCGUGCUCUCGUGUCGGACACAUAUUUAGAAGACACAGUCCAUACAAAUACCCUGGAGGAGUCACAAAAGUCCUUUAUGCAAACUUAGCUCGAGCCGCAAUAGUGUGGAUGGAUGAAUGGGCAGACUUCUACUUCAAAUUCAACCCAGAAGUGGCCUCGUACCGUGACCAACAAUCAGUAGCAAAUAGAAUAGAAUUAAGAAAGAAUUUAAACUGUAAAAGUUUUGGGUGGUACCUAAGCAACGUGUGGCCUCAACACUUUUUCCCGACCGAUGACCGAUGGUUCGGGAGGAUCAAAAAUGAGAAAGGAGCUUGUAUAGGGGUUACUAUUGGGACAGUGGGGCUGGGAAUACCAGCGGUUGGGAUAGAUUGUAGCAAACAGGCUGAAUUCGAAAGUUUAGUUGUUUUCACUCCAGAGGGAAAGCUAAUGGUGGACGAAGGACUGUGUUUACAGCAAGGGAAUGGACGCGCUCUUUGGAAGAGUUGCUCAGACAGCAGUAAACAGAUUUGGGAGCAGAAAGGGCCGAGAUUAAAAACUCAGGAUGGCCAGUGUCUCACGUUAGUGGUGACGAAAAAUAUGUACGGUAUCGGCGACCCCUUAACAUCGAAAAGAUGUCUCACAGACGAUAAACAAAUAUGGCAUUUUGAACGCGUGCCUUGGCGUUAAUGUUGUGAUAAAACUAGGUAGUACAAAUUAGUUGAACGUUAAGCAAUAAUUUACAAAAAAUAACUACAACCUAAACUUUUAAGGUCGCAAAUCCUAG